Vigna umbellata (rice bean) is the source of this 1015-nucleotide messenger RNA. NCBI's taxonomy places the organism in Eukaryota, Viridiplantae, Streptophyta, Magnoliopsida, Fabales, Fabaceae. The record is from RefSeq and is a predicted model, not a curated record.
AAAGUUUUAGUUGGCGUGGCAAUAUCAUCCAAGAAAAAAGAAAACAAUAUACAAGCUAUCUACCACUUUUUUUCUGUCAUUUAUGGCUUUCCAUUAAAUGUGAAGCGGAGCACGUGAGAGGAUCUUGGUGACUCUAUAAGAGGUGGCUAUUCAUCUUCUUCCCAAACCACCGUUCCUAUUUCCACAGUUGGCCAUGGAAGAUAACAACAAGGCUUCAUCUCCUGCUUCAACAACCGAAGGAAAACCAAUACGAUGCAAAGCUGCAGUUGCUAGAAAAGCUCGUGAGCCAUUGGUGAUUGAAGAGAUAACUGUGGCGCCACCAUUGCCCAGUGAGGUGCGGAUUCGUGUUAUCUGUUCCUCUCUCUGCCACAGUGACCUCACUUUUCGGAACCUCCAGGUUCCUCCUGCCAUUUUUCCAAGGAUUCUGGGUCAUGAGGCAUCUGGGGUUGUGGAAAGUGUAGGGAAGGAUGUAACUGAAGUUAGAAAAGGUGAUGUGGUUAUUACAGUUUUCUUACCAGAAUGUGGGGAAUGCAUAGAUUGCAAAUCAAGCAAGAGCAAUCGUUGUUCUAUUUUCCCUUUCAAGGUGUCUCCCUGGAUGCCUCGAGAUGGUACCUCUAGAUUCACCGACAAGAAUGGAGACAUCAUAAGCCAUUUUCUGUUUAUUUCAAGCUUCAGUGAGUACACUGUGGUCGACAUUGCCAAUAUUAUCAAGAUUGAUCCACAAAUUCCUCCUGACAGGGCAUGCCUUCUUGGAUGUGGUGUUUCAACAGGGGUAGGUGCUGCUUGGAGAACCGCUGGUGUGGAAGCAGGGUCUACAGUAGCCAUAUUUGGGCUGGGGUCUAUUGGAUUAGCAGUUGCAGAGGGAGCAAGACUUUGUGGAGCAACUAAGAUUAUAGGUGUUGACGUCAAUCCAGAAAAAUUUGAAAUUGGAAAAAAGUUUGGAGUCACAGAUUUUGUCCAUGCCGGAGAAUGUGGGGACAAACCUGUGAGCCAGGUCUAACCUUUAUGCAAACAC